AUGACAAUUCUAAUUCUUUUUAUUGCUACAAUUUCUACUCUACUUACAAUAUCCUUUGCAAUUCCAGGAACCGCUACCUUUUACACAACAUAUAUUCCAUCGGCAUGUUACCAAAGUACUCCAGAAGGGACUAUGAUAGCUGCUGCUGGUGAUCAAUUAUGGGAUGGUGGUAAAAUAUGUGGAAAAAUGUUUACGGUUACAUGCACUGGUCCUACUAAUCCAUAUCCACAUCCAUGCAAACCAGGAACAAGUGUAACUGUUAAAAUUGUUGAUCAAUGCCCUAACUGUGGAGGCACUAUUGAUCUUUCUAAAGAAGCGUUUUCUACAAUUGCUGACCCCAUUGCUGGAGUCAUUCAAAUCGAUUAUCGACAGGUUUGAAGCUUAUAAUGUGGAUGAUCCCAAACACCUAGCAGGAGUAUCACACAAUAGCAAAGAUAUUCUGAUACCAGCC
Amaranthus tricolor (Joseph's coat) is the source of this 451-nucleotide messenger RNA. Its product is annotated as putative EG45-like domain containing protein 1. The record is from RefSeq and is a predicted model, not a curated record. The transcript has 3 exons. The coding region runs from base 1 to 378 and encodes 125 amino acids. Gene Ontology annotation, cellular component: apoplast; cell wall. Lineage: Eukaryota; Viridiplantae; Streptophyta; Magnoliopsida; Caryophyllales; Amaranthaceae. Gene Ontology annotation, biological process: systemic acquired resistance.